AUGUCUGGCCUGGUAGCCAAUGCUUCUGCGACAAAACAGAAGCCUUUAGCCAAGCGGACCAAGACGGCCAACACGAGUGGUCAGAUCAAAGCUGUCUCGAAAGGCCCAAAGACCAACAAAGGUGACCAAGAUGAUGAGCCCGCCAAAAAGCACCCAUUUGUCACAAUAAUUCAGAUUUUUAGUCGUGCUGACAUGGUAAUGGCAGGCGUCAAUGCUGGCAAAGCCAAAAAUAUCGAGACCGAAACGUCUGACAGGAAAUAUUACCCGGCCCCUUCUUCUGAGAAGCGUCCUCGCAACUGGCUUGAAGAACCUUCAAAGUCAUUUCUGGAGCGAUCGUAUCGAUCACAGACUGAAAAAAUGUUUGUUAUCAACCACAAUCUUGACCAUGUGGGCAAAGUACCAGUCAUUACCUUUGACAUUGCUGGAACCACGGGCAACCUCUACAAGACCUCCAUUGGAAGAUUUCCUAGCUGCGACUGCCCGGAUUCAAAAUUCCGGAGGGGCUUGAGUCAGUGCAAGCAUAUUAUUUACAUCCUCAUUCAUGUCCUCAAAGCUCCCGAAGAACUUCAAUUCCAAACGUCCUUCCUGCCUUUGGAACUGUCAAGAAUGCUUGCUGCCUCCCCACUACACAAGAUUGAGCUUGCUUCUAUGGAGGAGAGUCCCCAGAAACCGAUUGAAGGCUCUUGUCCCAUUUGUUUCAUGGACUUUGACUCUACCGAGGAAGUUAUAUGGUGCAGGAAUGGCUGCGGUAACAAGGUCCACAAACUCUGCUUCGAUAAGUGGAUAUCUGCCAACAAAGCAUCUGGCUUGGGUGUCCGCUGCGUUUACUGCCGUACCCCGUGGAGAUUCAGUGAUCCUGGUCAGAACCUUCAAAGUCUUCGAGACAUGGGCUUGCGAGGUAAAAAUGGCUAUGUCAACAUCGGCGAUAAACUUGGGGUUCGGAAUCAGAAUACCGGUUCCCCUGGCCUGUCUUAA
Penicillium nucicola is the source of this 975-nucleotide messenger RNA. Its product is annotated as RING finger protein. The coding region runs from base 1 to 975 and encodes 324 amino acids. The record is from RefSeq and is a predicted model, not a curated record. NCBI's taxonomy places the organism in Eukaryota, Fungi, Ascomycota, Eurotiomycetes, Eurotiales, Aspergillaceae. Gene Ontology annotation, molecular function: ubiquitin protein ligase activity; zinc ion binding. The transcript has 5 exons.